Messenger RNA from Tarenaya hassleriana, 2384 nucleotides. Its product is annotated as probable L-type lectin-domain containing receptor kinase VII.2. Gene Ontology annotation, biological process: protein phosphorylation. The transcript is spliced from 2 exons. Gene Ontology annotation, cellular component: plasma membrane. NCBI's taxonomy places the organism in Eukaryota, Viridiplantae, Streptophyta, Magnoliopsida, Brassicales, Cleomaceae. The coding region runs from base 119 to 2158 and encodes 679 amino acids. Gene Ontology annotation, molecular function: ATP binding; protein kinase activity; carbohydrate binding. The record is from RefSeq and is a predicted model, not a curated record.
AAAUGAUUGAACGCAUCCUAACUUUGACCAUCUGAACCAUUCCUCUGAAAAUAUCUUACGCCGACCCAUGCAAUGAAAUCACUCUCCUCGACUCCUCUGUUCUUUGGGUUUCUCUGCCAUGUCUCCCAGAGCUUCUAUUUUCCUCGUUUUGGCGACGGCCCACUUCCUGUUUCAAUCGAGUUGGUGCAUAGAGUUCGUGUACAACUCCAAUUUCUCCUCCACCAACUUAUUUCUUGUCGGCUCUGCCACCGUCGAUUCUCCGCCGUCGAUCCUCACCCUCACCAACGACACAAUUUUCUCCAUCGGCCGUGGCCUCUACCCUUCCAAGAUCUCUGCCGCCGCCGUGCCUCUCCCCUUCGCCACUUCCUUCAUCUUCUCCAUGGCUCCGUACAAAAACAUCCUUCCCGGCCACGGCUUCGCCUUCGUCUUCCUCCCCUCCGCUGGAAUUGCGGCCGCAGACCCGGCUCAGCAUCUGGGUAUCUUCAAUUUCACCAACAACGGCGACCCCAGAAACAGAAUCUUCGGUGUCGAAUUCGAUGUCUUCGCCAACCAGGAAUUCGACGACAUCGACGCGAAUCACGUGGGUCUCGAUGUUAACUCGCUUUCUUCUGUUUCAUCGGCGACUGCAGGGUUCUGGGGAGGAAAAUCCGGCGAGAAAUUCACGGAACUGAAGCUCAAUAGCGGUGAGAAUUACCAGGUGUGGAUAGAAUUCAAUGGUUCAGCCAUCAACGUCACGAUGGCUAAAGCCGGCUCGAAGAAACCCACAAGACCAUUGAUAAGCACUUUCUUGAAUCUCACAGGGGUUUUGUUGGAUAACAUGUUCGUGGGCUUCACCGGAGCCACCGGGCAACUCGUACAGAGCCAUAGGAUCUUAGCUUGGAGCUUUAGCAACUCAGACUUCUCCAUUGGUGAUGCUUUAACGACUACAAAUCUGCCGUCCUUUGUUUUGUCCAAGAACUCGGUGAUUCGUUCUAAAGGAUUCAUCGCCGGGGUUAGUAUUAGUAGUCUUGUCUUCAUUGGUGUUAUAGGACUCGCGCUGUAUGCCAUCCUAGUGAAGCGGCAGCGGAAGUGGCGAGAGGAAGACGUGGAAGAUUGGGAAACGGAAUAUUGGCCACAUAGGGUUCAUUAUAGGGACGUAUUUGCGGCAACAAAAGGCUUCUCGGAGGAGAAUUUGAUCGGAUUUGGAGGAAACACAAAGGUUUAUAGAGGAGUAUUGGAUGGAAGAAACGUAGCGGUGAAGAGAAUAACGAUAAGCCCGCGUGAGAGUGUCUCGGGGACAAGAGAGUUCUUGGCCGAGGUUUCAAGCUUGGGAAGGCUAAGGCACAAAAACUUGGUGGGGCUGAAAGGUUGGUGCAGGAAAGGUGGAGAGAGUUUGAUGUUAGUUUACGAGUACAUGGAGAAAGGAAGCGUUGAUAAGAGGAUAUUUGGGUGUGAAGAGAGUUUGAUGUUAAGUUGGGAGGAGAGAAUGAGUGUGAUCAGAGACGUAGCAUCGGGGAUAUUCUAUUUGCAUGAAGGUUGGGAGGCUAAGGUGUUGCACCGGGACAUCAAGGCGAGCAAUGUGUUGCUUGACAAGGAUAUGAGUGCUAGAGUGGGGGACUUUGGGCUUGCCAAGAUGAACAACACCAGGCAGGAACUGCUCAGUACAACCCGCAUAGUUGGGACGGCAGGGUACAUGGCCCCAGAGCUUGUUAGGACCGGACGAGCUUCGACUCAGACUGAUGUCUAUAGUUUCGGGGUGUUUGUGUUGGAGAUUGUGUGUGGUAGAAGACCGAUAGAGGAAGGGAAGCCCGGUCUAGUGGAGUAUGUGUGGGAACUGAUGGGGAACGACAGAGUGGCCGACGCUCGUGACGAGAGAUUGAAGGCCAAAAGAGGAUAUGCGAAGGACGAAGUGGAGAGGAUUCUUCGCAUAGGGAUGCUGUGUGCGCACCCAGAUCCCCGGGUUAGGCCGACAAUGAGGCAAGUUGUGCAGAUAAUGGGAGAUGGCGAUGGAGAGGGGAUCGAUAGGGAAGGAACGGAAGUGAGUUUGUUGGAGAGGGUAAGGAGCUCCCAGAUGUUGGGAAGGGGCGAGGGGACACAUCCGACAUUCCAGGAUGUUUGGAACUCUGUGUCUGGUUCCAUAUCGCUUUGGAGUUCAGAUUCAUUACUUGAGGGAAGAUAAGUGGGUUUAUAAAGCGGCUGAUUGUUCGUUUGUUUGUUUUGUAUUAUACGUUAGUUGUAUGAGCUCUUGUCUCUCAUACGGUGCUUUCUAAGAAGAUGAAAUAUGAAGAACUAAAUGGAUUCAUUGUCAGACAUCGUACAAUGUGUGGUAAUCUGAUUCCAUUUUGCGAUUGAUCAUGAAUGUGUGUACAAAAUUAAUCGGAAUUUUGGCAAUGGUAAUUAAUACU